Messenger RNA from Populus euphratica (Euphrates poplar), 1879 nucleotides. RefSeq names its product sterol 14-demethylase. NCBI's taxonomy places the organism in Eukaryota, Viridiplantae, Streptophyta, Magnoliopsida, Malpighiales, Salicaceae. The coding region runs from base 206 to 1672 and encodes 488 amino acids. The transcript is spliced from 3 exons. Gene Ontology annotation, molecular function: monooxygenase activity; iron ion binding; heme binding. The record is from RefSeq and is a predicted model, not a curated record.
CACACCUUUUAGUAACCCACCACACAGAGUCUUUCUACUACUCGCUACUUUUGAUAAAACAAUGAGAAAGUGAAGAAAAAAAAAACACUUUGCCUCUCGUUUAUGCAUCUGUUCGAUCCUGAAAUCCAUAUGAUCCUCUGAUAUCCUUUUCCCUGUCAGUCCUCUUCUUUUCAAUCUGAAAUCAGCUAAAUCUACUGACUUUACAAUGACUAAAGAUACGGAAAACAAGUUCUUGAAUGUGGGUCUGCUCAUUUUGACCACUCUACUAGUGGCCAAGCUUAUCUCUGCACUUAUAAUGCCUAGAUCUCAAAAGCGGUUGCCUCCGGUUAUGAAGGGUUGGCCUUUGAUAGGAGGCCUCAUUCGAUUCCUUAAAGGACCCAUCGUCAUGCUUCGUGAAGAGUACCCAAAACUUGGCAGUGUUUUUACAGUGAACCUAGCUAACAGGAAGAUUACUUUCUUGAUUGGCCCUGAGGUGUCUGCUCACUUCUUCAAGGCCUCCGAAGCAGAUUUGAGCCAGCAGGAGGUGUAUCAGUUCAAUGUGCCUACUUUUGGUCCUGGUGUUGUGUUUGAUGUGGAUUACUCUAUAAGGCAAGAGCAAUUUCGAUUCUUUACAGAGGCUCUAAGAGUGAGCAAACUCAAGGGAUACGUGGAUCAGAUGGUGGUAGAAACAGAGGACUACUUCUCAAAAUGGGGAGACAGUGGGGUGGUAGACUUGAAGUAUGAGCUCGAGCAUCUGAUCAUUUUGACAGCCAGUAGAUGUCUACUUGGACGAGAAGUUCGUGACAAGCUUUUUGAUGAUGUGUCUGCUCUAUUCCAUGACCUUGACAAUGGAAUGCUCCCAAUCAGUGUUUUAUUCCCAUACUUGCCCAUCCCAGCUCAUCGCCGCCGUGAUCGGGCACGCAAGAAGCUUGCAGAAAUCUUUGCAAAUAUUAUAAAUUCCCGCAAGCUUGCUGGAAAAUCAGAGAAUGACAUGUUGCAGUGCUUCAUUGACUCCAAGUAUAAAGAUGGUCGCCCAACAACCGAGUCUGAGAUCACAGGCCUGCUCAUUGCUGCUCUCUUUGCUGGGCAGCACACCAGUUCCAUCACCUCCACUUGGACAGGAGCCUAUCUUCUGCGACACAACGAAUACCUAUCUGCUGUGUUGGAGGAGCAGAAGAACUUGCUGAAAAAGCAUGGGAACAAAGUUGACCAAGAUAUUUUAUCCGAGAUGGAUGUCUUGUAUAGGUGCAUCAAGGAGGCCCUCAGACUCCAUCCUCCAUUAAUUAUGCUUUUACGGAGCUCACAUAGUGACUUUAGCGUGACAACACGAGAUGGGAAAGAAUAUGACAUCCCAAAGGGCCACAUAGUCGCAACAUCUCCAGCAUUUGCUAACCGUCUUCCUCAUGUCUUCAAGGAUCCAGAAAGGUAUGAUCCUGACAGAUUUGCUGCUGGGAGAGAAGAAGACAAAGCAGCAGGGGCAUUUUCAUACAUUUCUUUUGGAGGUGGCAGGCAUGGGUGCCUUGGCGAACCAUUUGCUUACUUGCAGAUAAAGGCUAUAUGGAGUCAUUUGCUGAGGAAUUUUGAAUUUGAGCUCAUAUCUCCUUUCCCUGAGAUAGACUGGAAUGCAAUGGUCGUUGGUGUGAAGGACAAGGUGAUGGUGCGCUACAAGCGGCGUGAGCUUUCAGUUAAUUAAGGGAACAACUUUGUGGAAGUUUGGACAACUUGAAUUUCUGUCGAAUGAAUUUUCCCCAUCUGUGCUUUGGUUUAUUUGUGCUUCCGAGGUCCCUGCCCGGUGAUUACUUUAGGUUGUUGCAAUGUUUUGUUUGAAUUUGGGGCUGUAGACCUGUGUUAUUUUAGCAAUCCAGUUGAGUUUUUUAUAAGCAGUGAAAUUAGUAGUCUA